Arabidopsis thaliana (thale cress) is the source of this 1278-nucleotide messenger RNA. RefSeq names its product transcriptional factor B3 family protein. The record is from RefSeq and is marked reviewed. The coding region runs from base 87 to 1145 and encodes 352 amino acids. Gene Ontology annotation, molecular function: DNA binding. Lineage: Eukaryota; Viridiplantae; Streptophyta; Magnoliopsida; Brassicales; Brassicaceae. The transcript has 4 exons. Gene Ontology annotation, cellular component: nucleus.
CUCUUCCAAAGCAACUCAAAAGCUCCAAAAUUUCUGUGAAUCUCCCCAAGAACACUUUUUGGAUCUUUAAUUCGAAGUGAUCGGCAAUGAAGAAUCCGACACUCUUUGCUCCAAAAAGUCCACACUUUUUCCAGCCUAUUCUUCCCGGUUUCAAGAGCCACAUCAAAAUCCCUGUGAAGUUCUUCUCCAAGCAUAUAGAGGGAAAACACGAGGGAAAUACUGUCUAUUUGAGAUCAUAUCCUUCGAGGAGAACGUGGAAAGUGAAGAUGGAGGGCCAUAAACUCACUGAAGGUUGGAAAGAGUUCGUGGAGGCACAUGAUCUUCGAGUCGGUGACUUCGUCGUCUUCAAACACAAAGGAGACAUGUUGUUCCAUGUGACUGCUAUAGGACCCAGUUGCUGUGAAGUCCAAUACGCACCAUCUCGUAGCCACGACAGAAACGAAGAGAGUGAUGAAAUUGGGGAAUCUUCAAGAAAUGAGAAAAUUAUUGAGGAGAAUGUGAAAACAGAACCUGAUCAGUUUUCACCAGAUCUAACAUGUUUUAGCCAAUCUGUGACCGCUUCAAACCUAACGAGAGAUUUAGUGGGUAUUCCCAGAGAUUUCGCAAAGCGAUAUGGUUUGAACAUAGGUAGGCAUGAGAUAGUUUUGAUGGACGAAGAAGGAAAUACAUGGGAAUCAGAAGUUAAAAGUUACAAGUCUGGUCGGGUUUUUAUAGCUGGAGGUUGGACAAGUCUCUGCACUGCAAAUAAAUUAGAAGUUGGAGAUUCUUGUACAUUUAAACUGCUCCGCAACCCGAAAAUUCCCGUGUUUCGGCUCUGCAGCCGCCCAAAGGCUGGAGCAGAGGCUCGGCCACACAAGAGAUCUCGAGUCCAAAGUAGCAGCGGGGGGAGUAGACAGAAGCAUGACGUGAGGCAGAAGUUAGAUGAAGAAGGAGGGCCAUCUCGUUGCACUCGGUCAUCUAACAAGGCUACUGGUGAUCAAGAAAAGUUGCAGCAAACGCAAUCUUGCUUUAUCUUUGAUCAUGUGGCUAAGGUGAAACAGAGCGUUGAAGAUACUUUAAAUAGUAUUAGACGGUUCCGGGCUAAACUCGAGACAAAGGAACAUAAUUUGGAAGCUUUGUUACAGGAAACGAAAACUAAGUUAUGAUUUGAAACAUGAUCUACGCAUGUAUGGAGCGUUAGGUUGGACUUUUUAUAGCACUCUCCCACGUAAUAUUAAACUACUAGCUACAAUGGGGGAUCAAGAAAGCACAUUCGUUUUAGGGUUUAAUUUAUUUUAG